AGUUUCCCCGCGUCCUAGACCUAUCUCGUCAGCACCGCACGCUCGCGAAGAUUUACGACGCCAAAUUGAACGCAAUCGUCUUUCAAGGCAUAGUGCAGAAGAAAUUGAAACUCUCCGUAAACGUUUGGCUGAACUUGAAACGCGACAGAAGUCACAAGAAGAUUCACCCCGACAUGUCACGACGUCGGGAAAUGUUGUUGUCGAGGCGGAUUCUCCUAUAGCCCCCGAACUUACUGCGGAGCCACUCCCUCAGUUACGUGCAGCUUUCCGGUCACACUUUAUCGGUGCUCAAAUUUGUCUCAUUCCGAAAGAGUCGAUUACCAACAUCGUGCAAAAAGACGACGAGACUGUUAAAGACUACGUGGCUCGGUUCAACGACCGAAUUCAGAACAUGGAGCCCUGUCAUCCUGAAACCUUACUAGUAACUGCCAUUGCUGGAUUGAAACCCAACUCGAUGUUUCGUUGGACCCUGUGCCAGAAUAAGCCAGCUACAUUUCAAGAGUUUCUUGUACGAGCUCAACAGUUCAUUAUUGCCGAGGAAUCCAUGUCGGUCCCUAGUUUCGACUUCUCGGUGAAAGAAAACAAGGUUGAACCAGAUGCUAAAAAGAAAAACAAGAAGGGCUUUGGGAAAGCACAAUUUCGGAACUCCUCUAAAGGGUAUGAAAAUACUCCAGAGUCCCGGGCUGCCCGUGAUCAAUAUUCAGACAAUGUCAGGACAGGUUAUCAUGCCGUUUAUUCUGCUGGAGCGACCACCAUAUAUGAGGAACUGAAGGGAAAGGGAAUCAUCCCAGACCCGAGGCCUGUGAGAACUCCUGAAGACAAGUUGGAUAAAACUAGGUACUGUGCAUACCACAAGUCUCCAGGGCAUAAUACCGAUGAGU
Molecule: messenger RNA, 881 nt
Organism: Striga hermonthica
Lineage: Eukaryota; Viridiplantae; Streptophyta; Magnoliopsida; Lamiales; Orobanchaceae
Source: the annotation of a GenBank genome assembly